Messenger RNA from Anisakis simplex (herring worm), 1407 nucleotides. NCBI's taxonomy places the organism in Eukaryota, Metazoa, Nematoda, Chromadorea, Rhabditida, Anisakidae. The record is from the annotation of a GenBank genome assembly.
AUGACAUCUGCGAGCGUUUCUGCCACCCGCAACUAUUUCACAAUGCUACAGCCAUCUACAUCUUGCAGAGGCACCACUUCGAAGCAUCGACGUCGUUCAUUAUGGCAUCUUGCAAAACGCUUCAUUCAACCGAUCAGUAAUCGCUCCUCACAUACCGUAACCUCUGAAUCAACUCUGUCAAUACAGCAACGUGAACGUCUCGUUCCAGCUGUUUUAUUGAACGUACUCGAACAACUCAGUGCUUAUGAUCGCAUUCGUUUACGACAGGUUUCUCAGCUAUGUAAUUUUUUGUGUACGACGAUUCCGAUAAGGCUGCCUCCACUGAAACUACAGUCGGCUUCGAAUGGUGAACUAUAUUUGUUUAGUGAAGCACCGGAAUUGAUUGCUUAUCAUUUGAUACCAGAGCUCGAUCUGUCUGAAGUGAUUGGUGAUGAUGGCACAGUUGCUCUUAAGGAUUGGCAAGCAGAACUGAUCCUUAAACGAAUAGCAUGUCGUGUGGAUCAUGUAGAACAUCUCUGGCUAGAGACAAGCAUUAAUGGACUUCUUUGUGGUGCGUUCGUAAAACAACUUGAACAAGUCAAUAUCGAUGCGAAACCAUAUCGUCGACGAGUAACUCUCAACAAGUUGACUAUUGUCGGCAAUAAAAAAUCUGAUAUUGAACAGGUGUCAAAAAUGAUUUGUUGCUUCUCAGCAUAUGUUAAACAACUUCGUCUGCGCCAUAUGCGAGUCGAAUCAAAUACACAAAGUAAACAUUUAUGGAAUUCAAUUUCAAUGUGCCAUCAUUUGAAGCAAUUUCAAUACGAAACUUGUCGUUAUGACAAAUACUCGCAUUUAUAUUUGUCUAAUGCGUUGUCACAUAAAAACAUAAGUAUACUCGAAUUGGGAGGAGUGGAGGAUUUACAAUCGAUUGAUAUUGCUCAAAUAACAGCCAACUGUCAAAUAAGACAUCUUUCAAUUGUUUGCCCAAAAAUCAUUAUUGAUUCUUAUCUUAACGGAGGCAUUAUUCCGGUGCUCGGCCUUCUUGCUACCCUUUUGAUUCAGUGUGAAGCCACGUAUGCCUUGGAUGAUCUAGAAUCACGACAAAAAGUUAUCAGAGUAUUGAAAAGUAUGAAAGUAGAUGCCAUUCUUGAGGUGAUCCAUGUCGUUGAUAAUCAUGCAGCACAGGCAGCUCGAGCAAUGAGCUAUUGGUUGGAAAUAUCCAGAGAAACCGAUCGAACUGUGAUGCUGAAACUAUCGGAUAUCUCACAAGAUCGAGUUGAUCAAGCAGUUGGACGAUUGAUACGUAAAUGUGAGAAUGUCAUGAAGGCAUCUUUUCAAAGUAAUUCGUUAGUGCUGACAAGAGGGAAUGGACGUAUCCAUGUUCUGGAUAAAUACACGUGGUUUGGUGAUGAUGAAUAUGAGCAGUAA